AUGGACUCGAGGCGGAGCCUGACAGUGCUCCCAUCAGGGGAACCGCACAGCUUCGUUACGCCUUCAAAACAGAUCAACGAAGGCGAGGAUGUCUCCGUGUUUCUCCAGUCGCUUGCAUACCGGGAUAUCAUGACGUUUUUGCUCCAGCUCAAUGCGUCCAUGUUUCCACGAAAAGACAAGGAUCAACCAUCAAAAUAUCACGCAUGGGCUCUCGACGCUGAGCACGUCUCGUUCUCAAAACCGGUCCUCGGAAUACGGGAUUUGAUUCAAGAGCUGGUAAAGAUUAUCGACGAGGUUCCGCCGGAUACUGGGCCGAGACGGUUUGGAAACGUUAGUUUCAGAAAAUGGUAUCAGAUCGUGGAGGAGCGGUUACCGCAACUCAUGGAUCGAUGUUUGCCCAGUCAUGUGCUGGAGUUCCCUUCAAGUCCAGAUCUACCAUCAGAUACGGUGGAUAGCACCGUAUCAUCGAGGACCGAGCUGGAAUCCUACCUGCUUGGAAGCUUUGGCAGUGCACAGCGAUUGGACUACGGAACAGGUCACGAGCUCAGCUUUCUGGCGUUCCUGGGCUGCAUCUGGAAGCUCGGGGGGUUUGAUCUGUCCCACAGUGGCAAUGAAGAGCGUGGAAUUGUACUCGGUGUUAUAGAACCCUAUCUGCGGUUAAUCCGCAAACUCAUCCUCACAUAUACGCUAGAGCCAGCUGGAUCACAUGGAGUAUGGGGUCUCGAUGAUCAUUCCUUCGUCCCCUACAUCUUUGGGUCAGCGCAACUGUCACCCCCUAUCUCCCCCGAUGAAGAUAUCCCCACUGAAGGCUCUGUCCCGGACGCUCCCAGCGCAUCAGAUGUCGCCAAAAAGCCGGCAGUAGAGCGGGAAAGGAAGCAGAACAUGUACUUCAGCGCCAUCGGAUUCAUCUACGACGUCAAGAGAGGGCCCUUCUGGGAGCAUAGCCCGAUCCUGUACGACGUGUCGGGCGUCACGGCAGGGUGGGCGAAAAUCAACAAGGGGAUGAUCAAAAUGUACAACGCCGAAGUCCUCUCCAAGUUCCCCGUAGUCCAACAUUUCCGCUUUGGAUCGCUGUUCCGCUGGGAGCGCGACCCUCACGCCGCUGCAUCCGCUCCAUCCAGCCACAUCCAAGCGCACCAAGGGAUCGCGAAAACGACCGACCCAGCCGCGGGAGGUGGACCCUCAACAUCCAUCCCAGCGGCCCAGCAAGCUUCGCAGGCGACUAAAGCGCCGUGGGCGGCCGGCUCUGCGCAGGGAGUUAUUGGCCUCCGCCAAGGACGCCCAACCCCUCCGUCAAGGACGCCUGUUGCGCUUGCUUCCGAGGCGACUGGAAGGGCAAAUACUCGCCUGCCGCCGCCGACGGCUGCUCCGUGGGCCAAGCCGGAAUCGUCGGGUACUCGCGAGGAGAAGAAUCCGCCGACAGAGUUUGUGCAAACGAAGACUCCGUGGGCGAGGUAG
Eremomyces bilateralis CBS 781.70 is the source of this 1458-nucleotide messenger RNA. RefSeq names its product Phosphotyrosyl phosphatase activator. The transcript has 3 exons. NCBI's taxonomy places the organism in Eukaryota, Fungi, Ascomycota, Dothideomycetes, Eremomycetales, Eremomycetaceae. Gene Ontology annotation, molecular function: peptidyl-prolyl cis-trans isomerase activity; protein tyrosine phosphatase activator activity. The coding region runs from base 1 to 1458 and encodes 485 amino acids. Gene Ontology annotation, biological process: mitotic spindle organization. The record is from RefSeq and is a predicted model, not a curated record. Gene Ontology annotation, cellular component: protein phosphatase type 2A complex; cytoplasm; nucleus.